AUGAGACCUCGACCAGAUAGUACCCAAGCACCGAUACCAGUGGAGUUUGAACAAGGCAAUGGCGUACAUCGUAUGCGAGCGCGACCGGAUAGUACCCAAGCACCGAUGCCUGUGGAAUACGAACACGACUAUGAAGUACACCACACGGAUGCACCACCACCAUAUACUGCGGAAGAGCUGACCGGCUCAAUACCACAGCCAGGGGACACCGGUGUAACAAACGAUGGUCGCAUCGACAUUGACCUCAACUCACGACUCACCAAGACACUCGUCAAACUCGUGCCGAAGCAUGAAAAGGAAGAACCAGAACUCAGUCGCCGAUAUACCAUCAACAGGUUAUGGAGCAUUCGUUUAAACAUUGUCAUCCAAGUUGUUGGAAGUCGAGGCGAUGUGCAACCAUUCAUCGCUCUAGGUCAAGAGUUGCAAAGAUACGGACACCGCGUGCGAAUAGCGACACAUAACACAUUCGAAAGCUUUGUGCACGAGUCAAACCUAGAAUUUUAUCCCAUCGGUGGAGAUCCGAAAGAGCUCAUGGCAUACAUGGUGAAGAAUCCAGGUCUGAUCCCUUCAAUGAAGAGUCUGCGAGAAGGCGACAUCCAGAAGAAAAGAGACAUGAUCACAGAAAUGCUCUACGGCUGCUGGCACUCAUGUGUCGAGCCGGAUCUGAAGACUGGGCAGCCGUUCGUGGCAGAAGCAAUCAUCGCCAAUCCGCCCAGUUUCGCGCAUGUACAUUGUGCUCAGGCGCUGGGUAUUCCACUUCAUCUUAUGUUUACUAUGCCCUGGAGCAGUACGCGAGCCUUUCCGCAUCCGCUGGCAAACUUCAAAGGUGGCGAAAUCUCGACCGCGCUGAUCAAUUACGCGUCUUACGGCGUAGUUGAAUUCCUAACAUGGCAGGGUCUUGGCGACGUCAUCAAUCGGUUUCGCCAUUCUCUGGACCUGGAAGAUGUUCCUGUAUCGGUUGGGCCUGUACUCGCUUCCACGCUCAAAGUGCCCUUCACAUAUUGCUGGUCUCCGGCAUUGGUUCCAAAGCCAGCGGAUUGGGCAGCGCAUAUCGAUGUCUGUGGUUUCUUCUUUCGUGAGCCAACGCCGUACACGCCGUCUGCGGAAAUCGAUCAAUUCCUACGCAAUGGACUUCCGCCGGUAUAUAUAGGCUUCGGAAGUAUCGUCCUGGACGAUCCGGCGAAGAUGACGUCAAGCAUCCUAGAAACUGUACGCGCUCUAGGUAUCCGAGCGAUCAUCUCGAGAGGAUGGAGCAACCUGGGUGCCGAUUUGCCAAACGACAACAAAGACGUCCUGUUCAUCGGUGACUGUCCCCAUGAAUGGUUAUUCCAGCACGUUGCAGCGGUCGUUCAUCACGGCGGAGCAGGUACUGCUGCUUGUGGGCUACGCAAUGCGUGUCCUACUGUUGUCGUACCCUUCUUUGGAGAUCAACCAUUCUGGGGAGAGAUGAUAGCAGCAGCGGGAGCAGGUCCGAUGCCUAUUCCCCACAAACUCCUGACGGCCGAGAACCUUACACCAGCCAUCCACUUCUGCCUCACGCGCGAAGCGAAGCAAGCAGCACGUGCUCUAUCUUCGCAGAUGGCGAGCGAACGUGGUGUCGAAGCUGCUGCGCAAUCUUUCCAUGCAAACCUGCCUCUCGAAACAAUGCGAUGUGCUCUUUUACCCACGGAGGUGGCUUCCUGGAAAACAAAGAAGGGGUCCAUCCUCCUCUCCAAACUGGCUGCGCAAGUAUUGAUCGAGAACGGUGUGAUUGUUUCCUCAGAUCUUGAGAACCACGAAACGGACCCAUUUAUCAUCACUAAUCAACGUUGGGACCCUGUGACAAGCACGACUUCUGCGUGUGUCGGUAUCGUCGGAGAUAUGGGUAUGGCAGCGAAGGGCAUGGUCGUGGAUCCCUUCACCGAGCCGAAACACUCUGUCACCUCUUCAGCCGCCUCGACAUCGUCAGACAAGUCAAACGGUGCGGCUGUUGCAGGUCGCGUGGCUGGUGGGGUCGCCAAAGGCUUUGGCAGAUUCGUCGGUGCGUUCUACAAAGGCGUCAUCGUUGAUCUUCCCCUCGCCACCACGGAAGGCUUCCGCAACGUACCGAGACUGUAUGGAGAAGAGGUCAAAGACCAUGGAGAGGUUACCGGUGCUCUUUCCGGUUUCCAGGUGGGCGGAAAGAAUUUCGUUCACGGCAUAGCAGAUGGUUUCUCGGAUCCCUUCCGUCAGACGUACGAGGGCGGCAAAAAGGAGGGUGCGAUCGGGUACGCCAAAGGAUUUGGUAAGGGAAUGGCCGGCCUCGUUACGAAGACGAGCGCAGCCGCUGUAGGGAUAGUGGCGUACCCAGGAGACGGCAUCGUCAAGAGUAUGAAGUAUCUGGCGAAGAGCGGAACAAGGAAACGUAUCAGGGCGGCGAAAUUGGUCGAAACCGAAUGGAUCGGCAGAAAGUUCGAGGCUGACCUGAACGCCAUGGAACUCAUACGGGAAUUCGAAAGACUAAGAAAGGGCAAGGAGAAGGUGAGGACGUGA
Molecule: messenger RNA, 2511 nt
Organism: Alternaria postmessia
Lineage: Eukaryota; Fungi; Ascomycota; Dothideomycetes; Pleosporales; Pleosporaceae
Exons: 3
Coding region: 1-2511 (836 amino acids)
Biological process (GO): carbohydrate metabolic process
Molecular function (GO): hexosyltransferase activity; UDP-glycosyltransferase activity
Source: RefSeq, a predicted model, not a curated record